AACAAGAAAGAGUACGAGGACGACUACUGGCUAGUACCUAAAUUGCGCGGGCGGCCGGCAGGGUUCGCAAGUACUUUGCGUGCAUCAGCAGGUUGCCUCCAGCGCCUCCCUCGCAUUGGUCAUCAGUGGCCGCGCAUCAUCUGGCCUGCCCGUUCUGUUCUCGUAAUUCCAUUCAAUCUCAAUCCAUCCAUUUCCCCAUCAUUCUCACCAAAUUCCUCCACGUCGGAUUGAUUGCGCUUCUUUUUUCUUUUUUCUUUUUCGUUUCGUUGACCCUCGUCGCCCUCACCCUUGUCCCGACUUUUAUCUCAUCUUCUCCUUUGUCUCCUCUCCUCUCCCCUUUGGGUCGCCGCUCUCCGAUUCGUGCUCCUUUUCCCACGGGCGCUCGUGACCGAUUACGACAUCACCAACUACCAUUUCCCCCAAACACCUCACAAUCCACGGCGCUGCGCGACUUUGACGGAACACUGCUGCAGCCAUGUCUGGGCGUUACGAGAGGGUAAAUGCCCACGAUGAAGACGAGGAGCACGAUGUUCCCCAGCGACGAGUCCAGAUCCCCAACUCGCCACCUCCAUCCUUUCAUUCCCGCGCCUCUUCGCCAAAUCGAAAUGGCCGGGUCAACAACGACCUCGCCGAUGCGUUUGACGACGACGACGCCAGCGACGACGAAGCCGACGACAGACAGAGAUUAGUCCGCCAGAACUCAACGCCGACCAUCCGAUCAACCAGCGACUCUUCGCGAUCCUCUGCGCCGGCGGCAUCGGCUUCCAUCCCAGCGACAGCGGAUACGACUUCGUCCAGCUCACGACCACGGGUGAUGGGUGGUGGAAAUGCCUCCGAUGGCGUGUUUGCCAACAUGUCCGCCCGACCAGAGCGGACAGAUGCCAAUGCAGAGAAGGAGGAGCAACCACCUACCUAUGAACAAGCUGCCGCAGAUGCCGCCCCUCCCUACUGGGAAACCACGAUUCUUGCGCCCGGCUACGGUGGUGCAGACGAAGUCUACGUCGACGGCAUGCCCGUCGGCUCGGUGUUUUCUUUUAUCUGGAACGGCAUGAUUUCGACUUCAUUCCAGCUCGUCGGCUUCCUGCUCACCUACCUCCUUCACUCCACUCAUGCCGCCAAAAACGGAUCCCGCGCUGGCCUUGGCAUUACCCUUAUUCAGUACGGCUUCUACAUGCGAGGGUCGCCUGAUGACCCGCCUAAGAUGACAGGCCCAGACGGAUAUGCCGCGCCCCAAGAUCCAAACUCCCAUGACUUUAAUGCCGACGACGUCCGUGAUGGUCCCAGCUCCGGUAUCUCAGGCAAUGACUGGAUGGCAUAUAUCUUGAUGGUUGUUGGCUGGUUCAUGCUUAUUAGGAGCGUAGCGGAGUUUAUGAAGGCCCGACGACACGAACAACUCGUCCUCCAGAGCCCUGACCGCGGACUUAACGUCCCGAUCAUCGCAGAAGGCGAGAGCUCGGAGCACGUGGUAUAGAGCUGUUGGUUAUGCAUUUCUAGAUCUGGACCCUUUUCGCUAUGACCCUCCCUCGAAUCGUUCUGCCCAAUUUAUACGGCAGACUGGGAGCGUGUGAGCAAUCAAUGCCACACUAGGAGGCACUUCUCUUUUCCUGUCCUUCUUCUUCUGUUUUCUUGUGUCUGUUUGUGGGAUGGAUAUCGGCGUUAUUGGACAGCUGCAUUAUUAGUUUCCCAGGCAUAACGCGUAGCACGCUUCUCUUAUGUACAAUGUAUAGGAUAAUGGGCCAUUUACCUAUAACUGAUUUCUGUUCACUGUUCACAUUGGUCUCUCGUUGAGGCAAUCUGGUAAUGUGUUUAUGCACGUAUUUAUAUAUCAGAUGGAUCGACCUGUUCGUGGCUUGCGUAGUUCUUACGGCCACUCCGUAUCCGGCCAGCUC
Trichoderma harzianum CBS 226.95 is the source of this 1889-nucleotide messenger RNA. RefSeq lists its product as hypothetical. The coding region runs from base 476 to 1471 and encodes 331 amino acids. Lineage: Eukaryota; Fungi; Ascomycota; Sordariomycetes; Hypocreales; Hypocreaceae. The record is from RefSeq and is a predicted model, not a curated record. The transcript is spliced from 3 exons. Gene Ontology annotation, biological process: vacuolar transport; metal ion transport; ubiquitin-dependent protein catabolic process. Gene Ontology annotation, cellular component: endoplasmic reticulum; Golgi apparatus; perinuclear region of cytoplasm.